This is a messenger RNA of Brassica napus (rape), 1838 nucleotides long. Its product is annotated as two-component response regulator ARR10-like. The coding region runs from base 172 to 669 and encodes 165 amino acids. Lineage: Eukaryota; Viridiplantae; Streptophyta; Magnoliopsida; Brassicales; Brassicaceae. The record is from RefSeq and is a predicted model, not a curated record. Gene Ontology annotation, biological process: cytokinin-activated signaling pathway; phosphorelay signal transduction system. The transcript has 3 exons.
GUCUCAGUAGAGCUCUGUCCUUCUCUUUUUUUUUUAGAAGUUGUGGCUCUUUUUUACAUUUCACGUUCCCAGCAAGGAACUCAUGUUAUUUUUUUAAACAAUUUGAGUAACACGAAUGAGCAAAAAAAUCUGUGCUUUUGUUUUGUGUCUGUCAAAACAAAAUUUGUGAAGAUGACAGUGGAACAAGAUUUCGAAGCUCUGGACCAGUUUCCAGUAAGGAUGAGAGUUAUUUCUGUUGACGACGACCAAACUUGUCUCUGUAUUCUCGAGACUUUACUUCACCGCUGCCACUACCACGUUACAACAACGGAGAAGGCACAGACCGCACUGGAGUUGUUGAAAGAUAACAAGAACAAGUUUAAUCUCGUGAUCAGCGAUAUUGACAUGCCACACAUGGAUGGUUUCAAGCUGCUUGAGCUUCUUGGUCUUGAAAUGGACUUACCUAUCAUUCUGUUAUCUGCGCAUAGCCAUCCAAAGUAUGUGAUGGAAGGAGUCAAGCGCAGUGCCUGCGACUAUCUCCUUAGAUCAGUUCGAAUUGAGGAGCUCAAGAACAUAUGGCAACAUAUGGUGAGGAAAAGCAUGUUUAAGAAGAUGAAGAACAUUUUGACUAAUGGGGAAUCCCAAGGAAACUCUGAUCAGAACGGCUUGAAAGCAAACAGAAAAACGUAAAGAUCAACUUGUAGAGCAAAUGAAAACGAUGAUACAACGGCUCAAAAUAAGCCUUGUGUUAUUUGGAGUUUUGGACGAGAGAGCUGCAAUACAAGUUCCUAGCAGCUGCUAAUCAUGUGGGCUUUGAGAGUAAUGUUUCUUGAUCUCUCAGAUACUACACCAGGCCUUUAAGAAUUCAUAGCCGACUAUAACACAUACCAUUUAUCUGGUUUUCAAAACACUAGUGAGUUCUCCGUUUUGUUAUACUAUUUGAUACAUCUGAUAUAUAAACUUUAACCUGUAACGGCGAUACUCAAGAAUCCAAUUAGAUUAUUGCUUAUGCAAUGACCCUCCACUUUCUUACAUUUUAAAGCAAUCUAAGAGUCUAAACUAUAUUUUAAAGUGAUCCUUCUGAUAAUCUUAUAGGUCUACAAAUCCUCAAGAUCGUAAUCAAAAACAUGUUUGUCAACUUAUCCCUACGAAGUUCUGUUGCAUGAAGCUCAUAUGUUGCAAGAUGCGGUACACAAACAUACAACACAAUAACCCAAAAAACAUAAACUCACUCUCUCAACUACACAAACACACAUAAUAAAACAAACAAAUUUAUUACACAUAAUUUAAAACAAAACGGACAAACCGCUUGAAACAAUCUUGAGAAAACCUCUUCUUCUCAGGUAUGUUUCAAGAACUCAACCCCUCUUGGAAACAAAAGCCCAAAUUAAAAAUCUCAAGCAACUACAAAACAAAGUAAUACACUACUAUCACUAACCACUGUCAAAUGGAUCAAAAAAACUAUUUUGAACUCAUUAGAAAACAAAACAACGAACCCGACGCUAAUACCACUAAUAUCAUAAUAAAUCAGCUUUAAAAAAUAAAAUAAGUAAUUUCAUUAUAUAUUUAGUUUGAUAUGAUAUCUAAAAGCAUAUGGACCUAAAGUUAUACACCGAAUCCUAAAUUUAUACCGGUUACAUGGACCUGUUUUUUUUUAACAACAUGGACCUGUUUUACUGGGAAAAAAAAAGAUGCAGGAAUAAAAGCUGUGUACAAAACACCGUCGUUUUCCGUUUCGAGAUAAGCUAACCGAAAAAUUCCAUCUGUAAUCAAGUUCAUAUAACCGAACCAACGAAUGUGACCGUUGGAGCCAAACCAACCCAACGGCUAGCUUUUAUCUUUAUAUCAAUCCUUAAACC